UUUUAGUAUCAUGAAAGAGCAAGCUUAGCUCGUUCUGUGUCUGGAAACUGUUCAAUAGCAGGAGGAGCAGGAGCAAGUGGGUAUGGAACAGGAGGAGGAGAAGCAGUAGCAGGAACAAGAGGAGAAGGAGCAGGUUCAGGUUCAGUUUCAGAACUAGGAGCAGGUUCAGGCUCAGUUUCAAGUUUAGGUUCUGCUCAGGUUAAAGUUUAUAUCUCGGAGAAGUUGACCCAUCUGAUCCAUAGUUCCAGUACAGGGUCAAUCUACACUGCGGAGAAUAUAAAACCUGAUCUCAAGAAGAUUUCAAGUUCUACAUCCAUCUUUACAAUCUUCAUGUCAUCAGUUGCAUCUUUUAGUGCACUUGGUUCACCAGCAUCAGAAGAAGAAGAAAAAAAUAGUUUGAAAAAUACCAGGUUUAAAAAGAUCGAAAACUCCGGGAAAAUGUUCUUGGAGAAUGACGGACGAAAAUAUGGAAACAUUGAAAAGAUAAUAAUCAACGAUAUUCAAGAGAAGAAGAUGAAUGAUGAACAGCAGAGAAAGCAAAGUAAAAAAGAAGCGACGGACUCCUAUAGUAAUGCUUCUUUCGAGGAAUCAUUAAAAGAAGGUAAAGAUCAAAGAGAUCAAGGAGAAAUGCGGGAAAACAAUAAAGAAAAAAUCCGCGAAACAGAUCUGAACCAGGAAAAUGUUCUGCAAGACAAGUUUCCCUCUGGGGGCAUGAUAUUUUACAAGGAAAGUAAACUUCUUAACGGAUUAAAGCUAAAUAAAUCCUUUAAGUUUGAACUUCUACCGGAGAAUCUGUGUCAGGACGCGUAUCCCAGACGUAUGGAGCAAGGCGGAUUAUGUGUCUCAGGGUUAAUGAAAGAGUACGGAGAGAAGAGAAAACUGUCCAGCAUCCAGGAGAUCAAACCUGCUCAACUGAACAACAAUGAGGAGGAAGAGGUUGAUGAGAAAGAUGAGAAAGAAAAAAAGGACGAAUUGAAUGAUUUGGAGGAAAAAUCUCCCGUCCUAGAAGUUUCAACAGAUAAACUAAAUCUCUUGAACUAUGAUGAAACAUCCCCAGUCCAGAAACCCAUAAAGAAAAGUGUUCCGAAUCUAAGAAAAAUAUCAAAAAGUUUGGACGUAUUUCGUCUCCGCGAGAAUCCCAGGAAAAAUCCUAUCAGGUCUAGAACAAAAUCAUUCGAAUUAUAUCAAAGCAGAAAAGUUGAAGUGCCUCGAAAACUGUCCCUGGAUGCAUGGUUAUACCCCGAACAAUAUUAUGCUACAUGCAACAGGGCUAAUUCGAUCGAAGUGGAAAAAAUGGCCGGAAGAAACCCGUCAAAUAAUGGACGAAAAUCUUCAAAGAUCCAGGUUUAUAAAACCUUGCCCGAAGAACCCUUGCAAGGAUCCCAGUCGGAGUUAAGUUUUAAACCCGUCCUAACCGACCAGGGUAAACAGGAACCCGGAGAAAUAUUUGAACCCGAGAAAUCUAAAUCUGAAGAAUUCGAAGAUUCAAACUGCCAUAAAGUUUCAUUUUACUAGCUGAAACUGAAACUCAGCCAACCCAUAAAAUACCAAGUUUAUCUGAGAAUAAAACCAAUAAAAGAUUAUGACAUUGUA
This is a messenger RNA of Eurytemora carolleeae, 1593 nucleotides long. Its product is annotated as myb-like protein X. The transcript has 4 exons. Lineage: Eukaryota; Metazoa; Arthropoda; Copepoda; Calanoida; Temoridae. Bases 331 to 1515 code for a protein of 394 amino acids. The record is from RefSeq and is a predicted model, not a curated record.